This is a messenger RNA of Letharia columbiana, 7455 nucleotides long. RefSeq lists its product as uncharacterized. Gene Ontology annotation, molecular function: DNA-binding transcription factor activity; DNA binding; protein serine/threonine kinase activity. The record is from RefSeq and is a predicted model, not a curated record. The transcript has 12 exons. The coding region runs from base 1 to 7455 and encodes 2484 amino acids. Gene Ontology annotation, biological process: regulation of DNA-templated transcription; DNA damage checkpoint signaling; telomere maintenance. Gene Ontology annotation, cellular component: nucleus. Lineage: Eukaryota; Fungi; Ascomycota; Lecanoromycetes; Lecanorales; Parmeliaceae.
AUGGCUCGAGACGUGGGAAACAGUGGGUCAGGACGUCCUGUACUCAAAGAACUUUCCCAGAACGCGGAGCCACCACAGUCCACUCUUGCAGCACAGCUUGUCAGCCAUUUCACAGAUGGGAAGAAGCAUCCCAGAACUCAAGAUGUAGAGACAUUUCGCCAGCUGCUUCGAGAAAUCCUUGGUACUGAAAGUGGACAAAUUUUUCACGCAGAACCGCUCGAAACAGACAGUGACGUGGAUUGCAAGCUGAUCUAUGUGAUCGUGAAAGCCGGCCUUGAAAAGAUAAGCUCGGACGACCCGUUCAAUGGUAAGACUGAACUAUCUAGACACGCUGCUGACAGUUUGACUGCCAUAAACUUCACUAUCAAGAGGAAUCCUGAAGUUCUGUUUGCUGCUCCCCAAUUCCACGGACCAGACCCGCGGCCGAUUGGUCCCUUGUAUCUAUGGCUUCUGCCGAAGCUCCUGGCUUUGACCGGGUGCCUACAAGAUAGCGAGACAAUAGAGGGGGUUCUCCGCAUCUUUACGACUUUUCUUGUCACCGAGAGAAAGACGCAUGUUAGAAGGAUGAACUUACAUCCAAUUCUGACAUACAUGAAAGGGUGCACCAACGACCUUUUGUCCCAUCUCGAAACAAAGACUUCUGAUCUGGCUGCAAACCCCAACAUGCCCCCAUAUCAUGUGCCUUCUGGAGCGACAAUUUCCGGACUCUGCCCGCGGGAUCUGCCACCAAAUGAGUUGCAGGAUGCUAUUCAAGUAUUUUUCAGACACAAAAGACAAAUAUUCGAUACGACAAUGUGCCUUCUAACAUUUUUCACUACACCUUCCUCAUGCAGGCCAGGUGUCAUGUCGAAUAUUGAUUUUCUUACUUCCGAGGACAGCUGGACCUUGAACACAUUGACUCGAUUUUGGGGCGCAAUAGCUCCCGAAGGCGGCCAGCUUGACUACGCUGAAAGCACCUUGUCGAGUGUAAUAUCCUUUCUGGAUCGUAUUCGCGCGUUUUUCACCCGUACCUCGGGCUUCGAUUCUCGCUCAGCAGUCGUGACCAGGGUGUCAACAUUGUACUCGCAGAUCACAACGACUUUUCUUGUCGCGGACUCAUUACCUUUACCGUCUCCCGUUGAAAAAAGACUUUGUCUCAUGGUUUUCGAUCUUGCUCUCACUGAUUCAAAGUGGGGGCCUAGGCUUCGAAGCUUUGCGGGGAACACACUAUCAAAUCUUCUCGAAGUAAGAAAAGAUCACAAGCGUUUCGACGCAUUUGGUCAAGAUCUCCAGUACGCUAUAUCCUUGAUAAUCUCGCUCCACGAGCAAAAUCCGCUACAGAACUUGCGCUUGCUGCCCUUAAGUCGAAUGCCGUCAUUUGAAGAUUCGGAAAUUCAGCAAACCAGCCACAGCUACUUCUGCAAUCCUGUGCCCGACACAGACAAUCAUGACCUCGAAAGACCGUCAAAGAGAGCACGCCUGGCCACUGUCAAUGGUGGUCAAACCAUGAACGACGUGCGAUCAAGCAUCGUGAGCAAGAUCUACAGCUUGUUGGGUCUUCCCGAUAACACCGCGCUUAUAGGCCUUAGUCGGAAUGCGGUCGACUGCUUUCCAAGGCUUUCUGAGGAGGAACAGUGUUCCUUAUGUGCUGCGAUUGGGCAACUGGCUUGCGCAAGCGCCCAAGCUUUGCCAGAGACCUUGAUUAGCGAAUAUCGACGACCAGUAAAUAACAAGUGCUACAUCUGUGACGCGGACAUGAGGGACAACAGUAUAUCAACACAGUGGGAAUGUUCCGGGUCGGAAGAGGCGUUUUCCACCAUACUCAGCCUAAUCAAAUUGCCCAAAACCCAAAAAUUUCGAAGACCUCGUGUCGCAGCUACGCUGGCUCUAAAACGUUUGUUGUCUCAUACCGCAAAGGAAGAGCACUUGAACCUGACAAUGUCCGCGUAUGGCCAAUGGUGCUUACAAGCCUUGCAAAGUUCUAUACGGGAAUUGCGCAUUGCGGCUGGACGGACAUUGCCAGUCUUCAUGCAGGGCACUCUCAAACCUUCCAUAAUCCUCAAAAAUCGACACGUUGUCCUGGAUUUCUUGCGUACUCUUUCAGAAAAAAACGAUCUUGCACUGCAGGAAACGUGCAUACUCGCCUGGGGCCAAAUUGCUCGGAUCUCUGGUGGUGACGAGAUGAAUAUUGUUCUUCUGAAACUUGUGGAAUACUUAGGCCACACUAAUGCAUUAAUAUCUGGACUUGCGUAUGAUGAGAUUCAAAAGAUAUCUAAUCAUUCCCAUUUUUCAGCAAUGAAGCUGUUUGCUCCGUACUGGCGUACCAUUGCGGUAACAGUGGUACAAGAUAUACACCGCCGUCCCCAGAUUGCGCAGCAGAUCUCAGACUUGUUGGCGAUGAGUGUUUCUGACUUCCUUUCCAUGACUCAAGUACACACAGUCCCUUUCUUUGUCUUGACGAAGAAGCAGGACGUAUUACAACGAAUUGCCGACGCUUGUGGACAGUCGAUCAUGGUGCUGUGCAGGGAACACAACAAUUUGGCUGCGAUUCUUUCAUGUAUACUGCUCCGAACUUCUAGCGAUGUAGAGAGUCUAGUCAUGGGCUUACUCAAUGCUGUUUCUCCAGAGUUCGGCAACGUGAAUUGUGCCGAAUUGCUCAAAUCGGAGCCACAAUCAACAGCGUCUGAAUUAUUGAGGGCUGCAGGUGAGAAUGAUGAAGCAAAGAGGCCCAAGGCUCAUCAAGCCCUCCAUUUUCUCGCCGACAUUACCCAUGGUAGAUCGAUUGCUGGCCGAGGAACAGCUCGUAAGAUGGAUUCGAUCGGUCCAUUCUUCGAGACCCACGUGCUGGGUAUCAUGGCUCUUCUUGCCGAUACAAUAAACGAUGGGAAAGGUCCACAACCUAUCCUCGAGAAGACUAGAUGUUUGGGCGCGAUUCGCGAAAUGAUAAAGCUUGCAAAAAGCCAUGUCAGCAACGGUCUGCCACAGAUAUGCGCAUGUCUUCGAUCCGCGAUCGAAAUUAAAGCUCUUUCCAAUCAAGGCUUUAAGGCUUGGAUUGUUAUGAUGACUACCCUUGGGGAAGACGACAUUGCAACGCUUGUAGACCCUACGUUUGCCAUUAUCGUUCAGCAUUGGGACUCGUUUGUGGCCGACAUCCAGAAAGAGGCAUACGAGAUGAUUAGUUAUCUCCUGAAAUCCCAUUCAUCUAUGAUAUGCGACAUCGUACACACCCUACCCUCGCUUGCCCCUGUACCAUUAAUGGCCAAAUUCGAGGAAGAACUGGGCGGGCUGAAGGCUAGGAUGGGUAUAAAACACCACUAUCAAGCUUUCAGCCAACGAUGCCAAAACGAAAAUGUGACGGUUGUCUUCCGAGCUCUUUCUGAGCUCGCCGAGUACCUGGUGGAAAAUCAAGGCUUUCUGCAUGAGACCGCCAACAGUGAACAACCUGACCCUGUCGUGGGCCAACUGGCUCGGUCCAUCCUGGAUACCUCCGUGCUUUUCAAUAAUACGCAUCCAGAGAUAUCUAUUCUUUGUGCCAAGUGCAUAGGACUUGUGGGAUGCUUGGACCCCACGCGCAUUGAAGCGGUCCGGGAGAAAAAGGAGAUACUGGUCCUUUCCAACUUUGGCAGGGACGACGAGACAAAUGACUUUGUAAUCUUCUUCCUUCGUGAAGUUUUGGUCAAAGCCUUUCUCUCGGCAACCAAUUCAAGAAGUCAGGGCUUCUUGGCAUAUGCCAUGCAAGAAUUGUUAAGCAUUUCAGAGAUCAAAGAAUCUGUGAGGCCUCGCCCACGUGAUGCCCCAUUUGACGCGAACUAUCGCAGAUGGGUAUCGCUCCCGGAAUCAGUGAGGACAACUUUGAUGCCCUUUACUAAUUCCAAAUAUUUCGUCACCGCUGGGAUAUCGCAGCUACCCUCUACCUACCCUUUGUAUGAUGCAAAGAUGGGUCAUGGGCAAUGGCUCCGGACGUUCACCUUUGACCUCCUCAAGAGGAAAGUAGGAGAUGGCAAGGUACAGACCAUCUUCUCGGUUCUCAGUCGGAUUAUUCGAUUUCAGGAUAUAUCCAUAUCGAACUUCCUCCUACCAUUUGCUUGCUUGAAUGUUAUCAUCAACGGUAACGAUCGUGAGAAGCUAGAAAUCGGUCGAGAGCUUCUCCUUGUAUUGCAUGAAUCUUUGCCAGAACAGGGUCAUUCUAAGGAUAGCACAAUCCUUUGCAGCCAGACCGUCUUUCAAGUCCUCGAUUACCUUUCGCGUUGGAUGCAAGAGAAGAAAAAAGAAAAUGCCAAUGCGAAAAGCGCAGGAACAAGGGCAGGUCGAAUACCGUCCGAAGCCGACCUUGAGCGGGAAAUUGUGCAGAUACAAAGUGUGGAUACAGUCCUUGCACUGAUACCCGCGGACGUGAUAUCCCGCCGGGCCGUAGAAUGUAAAUCUUUCUCCCGCGCACUCUUUCAUUGGGAGCAAUUCAUCAGGCAACAACGAGAUGAGGAUCGAAAUGCAAACCAAGGUGUUGAUUUGGAACCCUUGUAUGAACGACUUCAGGAGAUUUACACACAGAUCGACGAACCCGACGGUAUCGAAGGCAUUUCGGCUCAUUUGCAAGUCCUUAAUAUAGAUCAGCAGAUCCUGGAGCAUCGCAAGGCGGGAAGAUGGACCGCAGCUCAGAGCUGGUACGAAAUCCUCCUUACAGAGAAGCCAAAGGAUUUUGAUGUCCAAUUCAACCUUCUCACAUGUCUCAAAGAGUCUGGCCAGCAUGAUGUUCUGUUGAAUCAAGUUGAGGGCUUCCAACAGUCAUAUGCGACCAACAUUCUGUCUCUACCAUUUUCCACAGAGGCUUCUUGGGUGACUGGGAAGUGGGAUAAACUGAAAGGCUACCUGUCAAUGUCCACGGAAGCUUCGGACGGAGAUUUCAAUGUGGGGAUUGGACGGGCUCUGUUGGCACUUUCCGAGGAAAAUAACAGUCAAUUCUCCGCCAUUUUAAAUCAGCUAAGACGCAACACUGCAAGAGGUUUAUCGACAACGAACACAACGUCACUACAAGGGUGCCAUGACUCGCUAGUGAAGUUCCACGCACUCGCCGAGAUGGAAAUGAUUGGCGGUGCCGGAGACAUGGACAAAAACAUGAAAUCCAGCCUAGUGUCAUCCAUGGACCAACGAUUGGACGUGCUUGGGCCUUUCGUGUCCGAUAAACAGUACUUGUUGGGACUUAGAAGGGCGGCAAUGCAGCUUUCCAAGCGUCAUUUCUCGAACGCUGACAUCGCGUCUGCUUGGUUGACAAGCGCGAAACUAGCUCGCAAAGGUGGCUUCACGCACCAAGCCUUCAACGCCGUCCUUCAUGCGUCUCAGCUCGGCGAUGCAUCAGCAACGAUAGAGCAUUCUCGUCUUCUAUGGAGAGAAGGCAAUCAUCGCAAAGCGAUCCAAAGUCUAGAAGGCGCCAUUGGUGCCAAUGCUUUUAGAUCUCAUGACUACAUUGAGGCAAACGAAUCCUUAGCGACAAAACCCCCGGGCCUGCAGCAACAGCAAAACCUGCUAAAGGCGAGAGCUCAUCUACUGCUAGCAAAGUGGAUCGACAGAGCCGGACAAACUCAAUCCGAUGUGAUCAUCCAUCAGUACAAUAGAGCUGCCGAAUUUCAUAACAGAUGGGAGAAGGGUCACUACUAUCUCGGAAAGCAUUACAACAAGCUCCUGGAGUCAGAGAAAGCGAAACCACCUGGGAAACAGGCUCAGACUUUUAUACAAGGCGAGACUGCCAAAUUGGUGAUCGAAAACUAUCUCCGAUCGCUAGCCUUCGGGGCAAAAUACAUAUAUCAGACUAUGCCAAGGAUUCUAACGCUGUGGUUGGAUUUGGGAUUCGAAACCGAACAGCCUUUGGAUCCAAAGCACGGAAACGAAACUUUUAGAAGCCACACGAUGGCACAGCGAAGAAAGCUCCUCGAAGCUUGUAAUUCACAGAUGAGGAAAUAUAUUGACCGCCUACCGGCUUUUGCUUGGUAUACUGCACUGUCCCAGAUCGUGGCUCGGAUAUGUCAUCCAAAUUUAGCUAUCUACAAUCUCCUUGUUGACAUUGUGACCAAAGUCGUGACUCAGCACACGGCACAAGCACUUUGGACUUUGCUAGCCGUAGUCAAAUCAUUUUCCAAAGAGAGGGCGAGUAGAGGCAUGGCUUGCUUGACGAGAAUACUGGAGAACGCGAAGAAAUCCAAGGCAGACUCGACUGGAAUAGAGCUGAAGACACUGGUCACUCAGGGACAGAGAUUAACCGACCAGUUACUGCAUGUUUGCGAGGGCAAUAUUCCUAACAAGCCUACGAUGGUCAGUCUGACCAAGGAUCUUGGCUUCAACCACAAGACGGCUUCUUCUAAGCUCGCAAUACCGCUCGAGUCAUCUUUGACUGCCAGUCUUCCGACGAAUGACAGUAUGAAUAUAAGGACUCACAAGGCGUUCAAUAGCAAAGACUACGUUCACAUAUCGUCCUUCCUAGAUGAUGUGGUGGUUUUGAAUUCUCUCCAGCGACCGAGGAAGAUCAGUAUCCGAGGCUCUGAUGGCCAUGUCUACGCUCUUCUUUGCAAACCGAAAGAUGAUCUUCGCAAGGAUCAACGUUUGAUGGAAUUCAACGCCAUGAUCAACCGCUCUCUGAAGAAAGACGCUGAAUCCAGCAAACGCCGGCUUUACAUCAAAACAUAUGCUGUAACGCCCUUGAAUGAAGAAUGCGGUCUGAUUGAAUGGGUAGACAAUCUCAAAACUCUACGUGAGAUUCUCUUGAACGGCUACAAGCAAAAGAACGUGCCGAUCAACUACGGCGAUUUGCGCAACCUACUUAACGAAUCCGUGACGUCUCCUGGCAAGCUUUCCAUCUUCACUGACAGAAUCAUACUCACUUUUCCUCCUGUCUUUCAUGAAUGGUUCGUUGAGAUGUUUCCCGAGCCUGGGGCAUGGUUCAAUGCUCGCCUGCGUUAUACUCGUUCGUGCGCUGUGAUGUCCAUUGUCGGACAUGUCCUUGGACUAGGGGAUCGCCAUGGCGAGAACGUUUUGUUUGAAGAAAGCAAUGGAGGCACCUUCCACGUCGACUUCAACUGUCUCUUCGACAAAGGCCUCACCUUUGAGAAACCAGAGCUGGUCCCCUUCCGCCUCACACACAACAUGGUAGAUGCGUUCGGCGCUUAUGGUUAUGAAGGGCCGUUCCGCAAGUCUUGCGAGCUCACGCUUGGCAUCCUCCGCCAGAAUGAAGAUACGUUAAUGACGAUAUUGGAGACCUUUCUCUAUGAUCCGACCACUGAUUUCAUUGGUAAGAAGAAGAAGGCCAUUACCGGUGUGCCGGACACGCCGGAGGGAGUGCUAGAGAGUGUGAGGAACAAGGUUCACGGUUUGUUGCCCAUGGAAAGUGUACCAUUGAGUGUGGAAGGAUAUGUGCAGGCGUUAAUCCAGCAGGCGACAGAUCCAUUCAAAUUGGCGAGUAUGUACAUUGGCUGGUGCGCUUUCUUCUAG